AUGAUAGAUCUACAAGCAGAGAAUUACAUCCGUUUGGAAAUAGAGACAGUAAAAACUGCAAUAAAAUCUUUAAAGAAUGGAAGGGCUACAGGCAUUGGAGAAGAACUGAAAGAGAGGGUUAAACUUGCCCUUGCCAUAGCCAUAGUCAGAUCAAAACCAACAAAUAUCACAGCAAAACAAGUAGCAGUAUCACUUAAAAAGAAGCUUGAAACUGAGCAAUCUACUGUUUGGAGGAAGGGGAGAGAUUUAAAUCUAAGACAGAGAAUACACAAGCUGAAACAUGAGCUACUUCAAAGUGCUCUUCCAUCAGAAUCAACAAAUGUAUCAGAUUUCUCUUUGGGUGGAGACAUUCCUGGUAAAGAUAUUCCAGAUGGAGCUGAAGAAGAUGCCACAGAGGAGACUGAGUUUCAUUUGAUGUUCAUUCAGUCAAUGGUGCAACUGAAAUCAGCUGUUAGUACCUGUACAUUUCUGAGGGCAUCUGUCUUGAAAACAAUUGUUAACUCCAUGGCUACAGAUGUCUUAUAUCCUGGCAAAGAAUUUGGUGCAGAACAUAACACUUCCAUUUGUGACGUGGAAUCAGUAUAUUCUUUAAACACCAUGCAAAGUGGGCCGCAAAUGACUGAGGACUCAGGAUAUGGUAGUGUUGAAGUAGGGAAGGAAAGUGACAGGAAAAUUCCAAGUAGUCUUUUGAAAUACAUAUUGUGUGAUUCUGAUGCCAAUGACCUCAUUGUAAAAUCUGUUGAGACAGUGCUUAGUUAUUUGGAGAAAUCAUUGUCAGGUGAUGAUGAAGGAAUUCUGGAAAAAAUUGUGAGAGACUGGAGGAAUUCUCUCCUUGAAGAUGCUGUAAACAUUUUAACUGAUACAGUAAACAUAUUAACUCAGUAUGACCAAGGUUCUGGUGAAUGUCGUUCAGCUUGCUUGGGUUUUAUCAAAAAACAAAUCCAUAGGAUACUAACUCCAAGUAAAAUAUCAAAGUACACAACUAGUGAAUGCCGCUGUCUAAUUGUUUGCGAAAUGUGUAACAGCUUAUACCUCUGUUCGGACACCAUUGAGUUCCUGCUGGACAAAGUGAUAUUGUUAUCUAGAGAGACAGUUACUGCUUGUGAAGCAGAUCUAGACGAGUAUGUUGAUGGAGUCCUAGUUCGGGGAGCAGACCUGAAUUUUUAUAUGUUUUAUUUGUUUGAAACUCUCAUUGUAAAGUACUUGAAACUGGUCAAAAUUAUGAAGCAAUCAUCACACAAGUUAAAAGAAAAACCAAAACCAACUAUGAGAAAUAUAUUAGAACUAUGGAGAAAAAAAUUUUGUGAUAAAUCUGCUACCGAAAAUACAAACUGUGAAGAGGAAGAUGAGCAUUUAUCAAGAAUAAAUGUGUGGAGUUCAUCAUUAGAACAAUGCCUCAUCAAAUUUUCAGAAUCCAAUCCAAAGUUGACUUUUGCUGUUUGGACGUCUUUUGAGAAACUGAAGGAAAAUAUUCAGAUGUAA
Messenger RNA from Schistocerca piceifrons (Central American locust), 1482 nucleotides. RefSeq lists its product as uncharacterized. Gene Ontology annotation, cellular component: lateral element. Gene Ontology annotation, biological process: meiotic DNA double-strand break formation; spermatogenesis; homologous chromosome pairing at meiosis. Bases 1 to 1482 code for a protein of 493 amino acids. The transcript has 5 exons. NCBI's taxonomy places the organism in Eukaryota, Metazoa, Arthropoda, Insecta, Orthoptera, Acrididae. The record is from RefSeq and is a predicted model, not a curated record.